AAUUGCAAAGCUAUGUGUUAGACUGAUUAUUGACUGGGAAGGGGCAAAUAGUAUUGUUUGUAUUUCUGAAUUUUCUAUGUGUCUGUAAAACACUUUGUGAUACCACUGUGUAUGGAAGGUGCUAUAUAAAUAAAGCUUGAUUUGAUUAUUUAUAAAGUAAUUUCAAGCUAGCAAUUCACGCAAAGACAUUUCUCCAUGAAGCCAAGACCAAAAAUCAAUCUUUGUUGCCGGAGUAACAGUUUAAGUAUAUUGAUUGUACUGAUGUAUACAACGUUUAUUCUUGAUUAUGUCAGCGUCUGCUAGGAAUAUACCUCUAUUAUUACAUGGAUCUAUCAUAAAACCAUCGAACACUGACCCUCUUACCCUGCUUAUUCUUGUGGAGGAAACUGAAGGCGGAACCAGGAAAUGACCUCUGGCUGAUCCAAUGACAUCACAGCCUCAGCGUUCAUUCACGAGUGUCUGAAUGAGAGCAGCACCCUGACAUUUUUUCAAGGAUUUCGUGUGUUUUAAUGGUCUCUGAGUCAAGCAAAGCUUGUUGUGGAUUCGUGCAAGAACGGUGGGGCGAACCAGAUCACCGACAUGUCGGGGGAAGGAACUUCUUUGGAUGGAAAUGGCAAGGUUAGUCGUGUCAUUCGGAUUGGAACCCGCAAGAGCCAGUUGGCUCGCAUCCAGACUGACAGCGUGGCAGACAAGUUGAAGGAGCUGUACCCUGAACUAAACCUGGAAAUAGUUGCCAUGUCAACGAUAGGAGACAAAAUCCUCGACACAGCUUUAUCAAAGAUUGGAGAAAAGAGUCUGUUCACCAAAGAGUUGGAGAAUGCUCUGGAGAGGAAUGAGGUGGACCUGGUUGUUCACUCCCUGAAAGACCUCCCCACCACCCUGCCUGCAGGAUUCACCAUCGGGGCCGUGCUCAAGAGGGAAAACCCCCAUGAUGCAGUAGUGCUACACCCCAAACAUGUUGGCAAAACUCUUGACACUCUGCCAGACAACAGUGUGAUCGGCACCAGCUCACUGCGCCGCGCCGCCCAGCUGAAGAAGAGGUUCCCACACCUGGAGUUCAAAGAUAUUCGUGGGAACCUGAACACGCGUCUGAAGAAGCUGGAUGAGAAGGACGACUACGCCGCCAUCAUCCUGGCGGCGGCCGGCCUCCGGAGAAUGGGCUGGGACAACCGCAUCAGCCAGAUCCUGGGUCCUGAAGACUGUAUGUACGCUGUUGGACAGGGGGCUCUGGCAGUGGAGGUUCGAGCCAGAGAUUUAGACAUCCUGGAGAAUGUGUCGGUUCUCCAUCACCCGGAAACUGUGCUGCGCUGCAUCACUGAGAGAGCUUUCCUCAGACACCUGGAGGGUGGGUGCAGUGUUCCGGUGGCAGUAAACACUGAGGUGAAAGACUCUCAGCUCUACCUGACGGGGGCAGUGUACAGCCUGGAUGGCUCAGACAGUCUGAAGGAAACCAUGCAGACAAGCAUCGCUGCUGAUGACAAGAGCGUAGACGAGGAAGUGGACGAGCGUGUGCAGCGUGUCGGAGUGACAGCCAGCAAGAUCUCCGGUGCGGCCCAGGACCGGGCUGAGAAGCUGGGGAUAGACCUUGCCAACCUUCUGCUGAGCAAAGGAGCCAAGGAGAUCCUGACGGUGGCCCGGCAGCUCAACGAUGCCAGAUAAUCCCGCCCCUCCCGGGAGGUCAAGGCUCUGGAGGAGAUUGGGUGCAGUGUGUCACAGCCAAGUAAAAUCUUGAAUUCCUUUUUUUUUUUUGCUACACAUUUUGACAUUGCGCAAGAAAACAAACAACUAUGCUGCAUUGGGUGUGCUAAAUCAAGAAAAUAUUAAGGAUUUUAAACACUACUUGGACUACGGUCAGGCUUAGUUUGUCAUUAUCAGUUUGUUAAGAGUCACUCUUGGUCCAAGCCUUUUACAUGAAUACCUCAUGGAACCAUCACCUGAGCCAUUUAGAACCCGCCUUAACACAAAAUGACCCUCCAACAUCGUCCUCAGCACUACAGUACCAUCAUUGGCUGAUAUCCUUACAAUAAAAUUCCUUUUUUAAAGCAUGUUAGAAUCAGUAUAUUAAAAUGGUACGCCAUGAGAAUUAAACGUUUUCAAACUAUUUUUCCCAACACAACCAAUCAGUGUCCAUUAGACUUCCUGUUUGGCUUUUACAUUCUCCUUUGGAAAGGCUCGCUUUGAUGGUACCAAAGAUUCCAGGGAUGUGUGCACAUUUUUUCCAAUCGCAGUAGGCCUACGCUGCACUGAAAAUGAGCCUCAUUUAGUGUGAAAGUUGAGAAAUGUAAAUACAAAUGUGAAUUCAGUCCUAGAACAAGAGUAUUUUUUUCUAGAAGCUUCACCUUUUUCCAUCCAAAUCACGUUGAAUGCAACAUUGUCAGCUAAGGAGGCUUUUUUAGAGCGUGCUCGUUCCCGUUUUUACAGAGAGAGAAUAUAUUUAAUACAAAUGAUGAGAAGCUUGUGGGAGGAUUUUAUUUUACUCUGUUGUAAAAUACUGGAGCAAUAACUGCUACUUUUUUUGUGCACUGGGCUGUUAUACUGCAAAAGAUUGUCCUGUUCAUGAUGUGCUGAUGUUAGGCUUAUGAUACUUAAAUAUGGUGUAAAUGCUACAUUUGUGUGUAAAGUAGUGUAAUCGACUUUUUAAAGGUAACGGACACAUAAGUAAAGUGGCCAACCAAACCUUAUUUAACUGAAAAUACUAAAGGCUAUUUCUUCACAUUUAUAAAUGUUUACGGCUGCAACUAGUCAUCAUUUUGCUCUAAUUCUUGCAACAAACACGUUAUUGGUUAAAACUAAUAUUUUAAAAAUAACGCUUAGGUCUGCCUUCUGUAUUUCAUAAUCAUACCAUCUUUUUCAUUUAAUUACAAGAUAAAGAACUUGUCGUCAUGAGACCAUAUUCUUGUAAUUAUGACUUCUGUAAUCGUAUUACAUUACAAAAUCCAUAUCUAUUAUGUGAUUUAAAUCUUGUAAUAAUGAAAUAUGGAACACAGUAAUCUCAUAUGUCAAAAUCUCAACUUUUUUUUUUAACAUUUUCUCAAAUGUUGAGAUGUGGAUGUCCUACUGAGAAUCUCUCAUGAAGAUAUACAGAAGUCAUAAUAACAACAAUAUUUACUCUGGUGAAUGUAAUGCAAAUGAACAAGGAAAUGAAUGAAAACACAUUUGUAUUUGCUGUAAUGCAAGAUGCUGUACUCCUCAUAUCAAAAGUGUUUCCAAAAGCUAAAUAUUUUCAGCCUUGAAGACAUGAAUCACUUGCUUAUUAUUUAAAAUGUCCUGAAUAACAUUUGUUGUUAGUUUCUAUCAAAGUGCCAUCUUUUCAAAUGUCUUUCUGCUCAUAUGCCUUACAUUUACAAUGCCUGUUUUCCUUCAUUCUGCAUCAGUAUACACACUUUACAGUUUGUGUGAUGUCAUAUCGUAUUCCUUUUAUAUUUCUUUAUUGUAUAUUAAACUUAAUUUAAACCUCCUGAGACAAUGUUAGCCAUAUUUGUUUUUCAGCUUUAAUUCCUGUGUGAAUUAUAUAGAAUGUUCUGUAUUUAGUUUCUUUACCACAGUAUUCGUUGUUGCAUCAAACUUGUAAUUUGUUGCCAGUUAUGGUAACAUCAUGUCAAAUAAAAUCACUGAUUUCAAGAAUCAAAUGUCAAUAAAGCUAUGUGUGUUAAACCUGUCAA
Messenger RNA from Eleginops maclovinus (Patagonian blennie), 3662 nucleotides. Its product is annotated as porphobilinogen deaminase-like. The transcript is spliced from 14 exons. The record is from RefSeq and is a predicted model, not a curated record. Bases 580 to 1659 code for a protein of 359 amino acids. Gene Ontology annotation, biological process: heme biosynthetic process. Gene Ontology annotation, cellular component: cytoplasm. NCBI's taxonomy places the organism in Eukaryota, Metazoa, Chordata, Actinopteri, Perciformes, Eleginopidae. Gene Ontology annotation, molecular function: hydroxymethylbilane synthase activity.